Messenger RNA from Melopsittacus undulatus (budgerigar), 1917 nucleotides. RefSeq names its product cytosolic purine 5'-nucleotidase-like. The record is from RefSeq and is a predicted model, not a curated record. Bases 1 to 1575 code for a protein of 524 amino acids. NCBI's taxonomy places the organism in Eukaryota, Metazoa, Chordata, Aves, Psittaciformes, Psittaculidae. The transcript is spliced from 18 exons. Gene Ontology annotation, molecular function: 5'-nucleotidase activity.
AUGGGCAGCGAAGGGGAGCGGGGGCCGGGAGACCCCCGGGGGCUGCGGAGGGACUGUCUGCACCGGAUCUUUGUGAACCGGAGCCUGGCACUGGAGAAGAUCAAAUGCUUUGGCUUUGACAUGGAUUACACCUUGGCCAUGUACAAGUCCCCUGACUAUGAGGAGUUGGCCUUUGCGCUGCUGCUGCAGCACCUCGUGUCCAUCGGGUACCCCCCCGAGAUCCUCGCCUACAAAUACGACCCCACGUUCCCCACACGGGGGCUGGUGUUCGAUGCCCUGUAUGGGAACCUGCUGAAGGUGGAUUCUCACGGGAACCUGCUGGUCUGUGCCCAUGGCUUCCGCUUCCUCAAGGGGGCUGAAAUCCUGCACUAUUACCCCAACAAGUUCAUCCAGAGGGAUGACAUGAAGCGUUUCCACAUCCUCAACACCCUCUUCAACCUCACAGAAGCCCAUCUCUAUGCCUGCCUCGUGGACUUCUUCACCAACUGCUCCAGAUACACCAACUGCGACACCGGCUACAAGCACGGGAACCUCUUCAUGUCCUUCCGCAGCAUGUUCCAGGACGUGCGGGAGGCCAUGGACCACGUCCACCUCUCGGGCUGCCUGAAGGAGAAGACCCUGGAGAACCUGGAGAAAUACGUGGUGAAGGAUCCCCGUGUGCCGCUGCUGCUGAGCCGCAUGAAGGAGGUGGGGAAGGUUUUCCUGGCUACCAACAGCGACUACAACUACACCGAUGCCAUCAUGUCCUACCUGUUCGACUUCAGUGAUGGGGACAAGGCUGGGACCCCGCAGCGCCCCUGGAGGUCCUAUUUCGAUCUGAUCGUGGUGGACACCCGCAAACCGCUCUUCUUUGCCGAGGGCACCGUCCUGCGCCAAGUGAACACGGACACGGGGAAGCUGCGCAUCGGGACGUACACGGGGCCCCUCCAGCACUGCACUGUGUACUCCGGGGGCUCCUCGGACGUGGUGUGUGACCUGCUGGGCGUGAAGGGCAAGGAAAUCCUCUACAUGGGCGACCACAUCUUUGGGGACAUCCUCAAGUCCAAGAAGCGUCAGGGCUGGAGAACCUUCCUGGUGGUGCCUGAGCUGGUGCGGGAGCUGCAGGUCUGGACAGAGAAGAGCGAGCUCUUUGAGGAGCUGCGGAGCCUGGAUCUGUUCCUGGCGGAGCUGUACCAGCACUUGGACAGCGGCAGCAGCGAGCGCCCGGACAUCAGCUCCAUCAAGCGCCGGAUCCAGAAAGUCACGCAUGAGAUGGACAUGUGCUAUGGGAAGAUGGGCAGCCUGUUCCGCUGCGGCUCGCGCCAGACGCUGUUUGCCAACCAGCUGAUGCGCUAUGCAGACCUCUAUGCUGCCUCCUUCAUCAACUUCCUCUACUACCCAUUCAGUUACCUCUUCCGGGCCCCCCCAGUCCUGAUGGCUCACGAGUCCACGGUGGAGCACGGCCGUGGGGAUGCAGGUGAUGCUGGCACAGCCCUGGCACCGUGGCUGGCCCAGCACGGCCACCCCAGCCCGCAGGUUGCUGCUGUACCCCAGGACUCCAGCGGGGAGGAGGAGGAGGAUGAUGGAGAAGCCUGAUGCUGACCCUCAGGAAGGGGUUCGAUGGCCUCUGGGCACCCCAGCUCCUCCCAUCACUGGGAGCGCUGCUGGGGGUGUCUCUGGACCCCCCUGCACCAUCGGUGCUCCUGCAGCACCUCCAGCAUCAGAGGAUGCUCAAGCAUUGAGGGCUCUGCAGGCGGCUGCUGCUCCCCAGGGUUCCCUUCACCUGCCCUGGCUCUCCUCUGCCUCUGCCCUUCCCUAUUUAUGAGAUACUCAAACUCCUGCACAACAGAGAUGUAGAAUUGGCUGUUCUGAAGGAAAACGCAGGCGAGUGAAGCCCCUGGCUGAGGGUGGCAGCUCAGAGGGCAGUGAUGCCCAUCA